CGAUCGCUCCACGACGAAACAUGGCUGAAAAUAAGAUGCGCGAAAUUAAGGUAAGCAAGCUCAUUCUGAAUUGCUGCGUCGGUGAAUCUGGUGACCGUUUGACGCGAGCUGCACGCGUUCUCGAACAACUCACGGGACAGGAACCUGUAUACUCUAAAGCUCGCUACACCUGCCGUGGAUUCUCCAUUCGGCGCAAUGAGAAAAUUGCCGUGCACGUCACUGCAUGCACCGGUGUAUCGAAAAACACCCUAUCUCAAGAACGCGUACGCGGUGAAAAGGCGAUGGAGAUCCUUGAGCGUGGCCUCAAGGUCAAGGAAUACGAGCUAAAUCGCAAGAACUUUUCGAUCACUGGUAACUUUGGCUUUGGCAUCACCGAGCACAUCGAUCUCGGCAUCAAGUACGAUCCGACGACAGGAAUCUACGGAAUGGAUUUCUAUGUCUGCCUCGAGAGGCCUGGCUUUAGAGUCGCACGCCGGAAAGCGCGUCAGGGCAAGGUUGGUAUCAAGCACAAGAUUCAAAAAGAGGAUGCCAUCAAAUGGUUCCAGCAAAAGUACGAAGGCAUUGUGCUUGGUUGAUCUGGAGCAGAUCAUUACGGGUGUCAUUCAAAACCGCUUCUCCCUCAAAACUCCAUGUGAGCCUCAGCACAAACCCAAAGCGGCGGCAUGAACCCGGAGUGCGAAGUGCGCGCAAUGUGCGCUGUUUCUACGGGGCUUAAUAAAUAACGUGCGGCUUGGCUUC
Molecule: messenger RNA, 738 nt
Organism: Aureococcus anophagefferens
Lineage: Eukaryota; Pelagophyceae; Pelagomonadales; Pelagomonadaceae
Exons: 4
Coding region: 21-575 (184 amino acids)
Biological process (GO): translation
Cellular component (GO): cytosolic large ribosomal subunit; ribosome
Molecular function (GO): RNA binding; structural constituent of ribosome
Source: RefSeq, a predicted model, not a curated record